GUUCAAAGGAGAACCCGAGCUCAUCCGCGAGCGCGAUUCCUCCCAUGGAGGUGCUGUACGACAAAAACAAGCCUCUGUUCCUGUUUCGCGACGUCGUCGCCGCGGAGAGGCAGACGCUGUUCAUUAAGAAGCUGCAGCUCUGCUCGUACACCUUCGAUUUCACAGAUGCGACAGCGCACGUGCGCGAAAAGGAGAUUAAGCGUCAGACCUUACUAGAGCUCGUGGAUUACGUGAACCAAGGACAAGGGAAGUUCACAGAGGCGGUGUUUGAGGACUGUUCGUACAUGCUCGCACAGAACCUCUUUCGCGGUUUACCGCCUUCGAACCACGAGAUCACCGGGAGCGCGUCUGGGGACAACUUCGACCCAGAGGAGGAGGAACCGACGCUGGAGCCGUCUUGGCCGCACUUACAAAUAGUUUACGAGUUUCUGCUGCGUUACGUCACUUCGAACGAGGUCGAUCCGAAGAUUGGAAAGAAAUACAUCGACAGCACGUUCGUCCUGAAGCUUCUGGAGCUGUUUGACUCCGAGGAUCCACGGGAGAGGGACUACCUGAAGACGAUCUUGCAUCGCAUAUAUGGGAAGUUUAUGGUUCACCGGCCGUUCAUUCGGAAAGCCAUCAACAACAUCUUCUAUCGGUUCAUCUACGAGACGGAGAGGCACAACGGCAUCGCGGAGCUUCUAGAAAUUCUCGGUAGCAUCAUCAAUGGGUUCGCGCUUCCACUGAAGGAGGAGCACAAGGUUUUCCUGCAACGCGCGCUUUUGCCACUGCACAAACCGAAAUGUGUUGCCAUGUAUCAUCAGCAGCUCUCGUAUUGCGUCACUCAGUUCGUCGAAAAAGACCCGCGACUCGCGGACACCGUGCUUCGAGGUUUGUUGAAGUACUGGCCUGUCACGAACAGUCAAAAAGAGGUCCUCUUCCUCGGGGAACUCGAAGAGGUGUUAGAGCUCACGCAAGCGUCGGAGUUUGUGAAGACCAUGCUUCCUCUGUUUCGACAGAUUUCAGCGUGCAUCAACUCUUCACACUUUCAGGUUGCCGAGCGAGCUUUAUUCUUGUGGAACAACGAUUACAUCGUGAACCUCGUAGCUCAAAACAGACAGGUGUUGCUCCCGGUGUGCUUUGGUGCGUUAGAGAGGAAUGCGCAAAAUCACUGGAACGCGGCAGUCGGUGGGCUCACGAUAAACGUUAGGAAGAUGCUGAUGGAGAUGGAUCAGCCGUUGUUCGAGAAGUGUCAAAAGGAGUGGGAACAGGAGGUACUAGCAUCGGCGACGGAGGAGCAGAACCGUCAGCAAUACUGGAAGAAAGUUGAGGCGCUCGCUGACAAGUCCACCACUGCAAGGUCAUGUCCACGACCGCGAGCGCGUCCUUCACGGCCUCGCGAGCCGCGUACCCGACAACCUUGCUUUGGAGGUCCGACGCCUCGACGUGAGCAUUGA
Micromonas pusilla CCMP1545 is the source of this 1436-nucleotide messenger RNA. It is a transcript of the gene PP2ABETA, whose product is annotated as Serine/threonine protein phosphatase 2A 57 kDa regulatory subunit B beta isoform. The transcript has 2 exons. Bases 45 to 1436 code for a protein of 463 amino acids. Gene Ontology annotation, cellular component: protein phosphatase type 2A complex. Gene Ontology annotation, molecular function: protein phosphatase regulator activity. Gene Ontology annotation, biological process: signal transduction. The record is from RefSeq and is a predicted model, not a curated record. NCBI's taxonomy places the organism in Eukaryota, Viridiplantae, Chlorophyta, Mamiellophyceae, Mamiellales, Mamiellaceae.